This is a messenger RNA of Physcomitrium patens, 7424 nucleotides long. NCBI's taxonomy places the organism in Eukaryota, Viridiplantae, Streptophyta, Bryopsida, Funariales, Funariaceae. The record is from RefSeq and is a predicted model, not a curated record.
GUGUAGCGCCUCCCCACCAUCGCCGUUUGAAUGCUGUGUAGUUUUUUCUUGUUUCGUUUUUUGUUGCAAUGCUUGUAUUGCAGAUUCUCGCAGCACCCAGAGACUAGUGGGAGCCAGGAGUUGUGAGGAACUCAAGUUGUUGAGUUUCUCUCGUUUUUCCGAGCCGGAGUUUUAGUGUAUACAUAUACAUAUGUGCAUAUAUAUAUAUAUAUAUAUAUAUAUAUAUUAUUUUAGUGAUGAGACGAGUUGGUGUUGUGUGCGUAGAAGGCCCGUGGCGUUGGAGAGAGAGAGAGGGACAAGGCGUUGUUCAGAAUUCAGGUUGAAUUGGUGUUGUUGAUCGUAGGGCGGGGAGAUCGUUGUUGAUAUCUCUGGUUGUACGGUGUGUGUGUGUGUGUGUGUGUGUGUGUGUUGUUGAAUGAGAGCUCGUGCAUGGAUUUCGAGCGUUUUUCGAUUACGAGGGAAGCGGUCGCAGAUCUGAGUUUGGAGUGUGACGUUCGAUGAGCUUUGUUGUUGGUGGUGGGCGAGUUAUGAUUUCGGUGGCAGAGGAAAUGUAGCUGUUUCGACGUUCUGUUGGGACAUUGGAUCCAUGCUGGGAUGUACGACUUCGUGAUAUCACUCCUGUGCGAUGUGAAUGCCUCGAAUGGAUGAGGUGCAGCAACAUCGCUUUGAAAUGCAGAGGCUUCUCGAAUGCCUGUACCGUUUUCCGAGCAUUUGGAUGCAUUUAUAUUGGAACUCAGUUUACACGAGAGUGCAAUUUGGGACUGGCGCAUACGAAUCGGACAAAGGAAUUCAACCGUAUGAUUGACUCUCAUUAACGCAAUCUUGUGGGGAGGAAUAGAAGCAAACAGUAGCAUUCAUUUGGAUCCCGUGUCACUUAAAGGAAAAGCAUAGAGGAGUUUCUUGUAUCGGUGGUCGGGGAAAAUCUAUGGAAGUAUACAGUAGGUACCCAGAUCGUAAACCUAGUGUUAUUAGGAUGCAGGUGUACAGCAGGGGCUAAGAGCGUGAUUUGCGCUAUGUCUUCAAAGCCCCGCCUGGGAUGAGAAAUUUAGUAUCAAAGGUGGGCGUUGGCAACUAGCGAUUCUUGCAUUGUGAGCUUGAAAGCAUGACAAAAUUUCCAACUUUGUAAAGCAUCUGAAAGGAUUGAGGGUCGAUUGCUUUGAGGUGCACUCAAGGUGUGUGAAGCGAAGGAGUUUCAAUGGCUCUAACCUUUAUUGAUUCUACCAAACUUAGUGGGAGAGAUUAUUUCUCAGACAGCGGCAGAGAUUAUGAAGACCUUUCAAGCCUUUCCAUCCUUUCCUCGAGAAUGGGUAUGAGUGAAAAUGGGUUAAACGGGCCGCAUUUCAAGCGUGUGGUGCGCCGAUCUUCCAGUCAGAGUUUGGAUAUAGAUCCUUUGCUGAGCGGUAAUUUGGAUAGCUAUCCUCAUUUGAAGGAACUGCUACAGAGCUAUAAAGCAGAGUGGGUUAAAGAUGACAACAAGUAUGGGCGUUAUGAUGCUGUGCUGCCACCUGUAUUUGAGUCACAAGUUUUCGAAAGUCCUGAUACAGAUGUAGAGACAGAGUUGCGCCUUGCAACAAGGGGCCGGUAUGUUGACGAGGAAGAGGUUAGCACUUCGGGAAGGCUCUCAUCAGAAAGCGACCCAGAUGCUGUUUAUGCUAAAAAGCACUAUGGGGGGCCUCCAUUACCUUGCUAUUAUCCUGUUUUCAAUUGGCAUGCAGAGAGAUCUGCUAUCUUUGGUCAAAGGACACCAGAGCUACCACCUUCACUCUCUACCAGUGGAUUGAAGAUUUCCGUGAAGCUUGUUUCGCUCGCUAUGCAAGCUGGACUUGUUGAACCCGUGUAUGGAACCAUGUGUCUGUACAACAAGGAAAAACGUGAAAAGCUUUCAGAAGACUUUCACUUUCGAUUCCUACCUUCAGAAUUUCUGGAUGACAAUUGUGGAGGUCAAAGGAGUGUUCUUUUCUCAUUGGAAGCUGGUUCCCCAGCCAUUUGUUUACUUAUUCAAUUUGAAAAACAUGUGACUGAGGAAGGAGGAGUUUCUCCAUCUGUGUAUACCCGCAAAGAACCUGCAUAUCUAUCGGAACGGGAAAAGCAGAAGCUGCAAGUUUGGGCACGAGUGAUGCCUUUCAGGGAGCCAUUUGCUUGGGCUACAGUUUCGCUUUUUGACUCUAGUGUUACUGGAGGUGUCGGGGGUUUUACAUCACCAAGCAGUCCAUUACCUUCUAGUUUGUUGGGAUCUGGACUAAUGGAAGCAGCCGUAGACAUUGACGGACAGUUAAUUGCAAGUGCCGAUUCAAAGCAUCAUGAGUCUAGGCAUCAUGAACCUGUCCUUGUCGAUGUACCUGGACUGAAUCGUGUGAAGGAGAACUACAUGGAGGAGACUCUGCUGGAUCCGAAACGCCUAACGCACAAGCCGGUAAAGGCAACCCUGCGUCUUGAAGUGGAGAGGGUAUCACAAGAAGACGUGGAACGAGGUUCUUUAUCUGAAUGUGGCAGUUUUAGCAAUAGUUCAAUAGAUGGGGAGGGCAGAGAGUCGUCACUGCCCAGGCAUUUACGACAUGCUUCUUCCGGUUACUCGAGAGGAGCUUUAAGUGGACGUCUCAAGUUGAGUUCCAUGGAUAAGCGUCGACUUGCACAUUCUGUCAGCGCAAACAGCUUCGACUUUCCUCGUCCUCAGUUCAAAGCCAUUGAAUUUCGAACAUCCAAUAGAGGCGAGCCAAUGUCACAGGUGUUGCAUUGCUUGUAUAUUUACCCUCAAACAAUUAAUCUGAGCAAGAAGCGGAAUUUAUUUGUGCGAGUGGAGCUUCGUAAAGAUGAUUACGAUAUUCGGCAACCUCCAUUGGAAGCCCUAUAUCCAAGAGAUUCAGACAGCAACAUGCAAAAGUAUGGCCAUUCUCAAGUUGAUGUAAAUGUCAAAAUUCCUCAUUUUCAUGAUGAAUUCAAGAUUCGUCUUCCAGCUGUGAUCACCCCACAGCAUCACGUACUCUUCACAUUCUUUCAUGUGGAUCUUCAGAUGAAACUUGAGGCUCCAAAGCCAGUGGUUGUCGGAUAUUCUGUUCUUUCUUUAUUUAUUGGUGUUCAGGUGCAUCGAUUAGAUGGUACUUUACCUGUAGUGAAAGAGCUCCUCCCUCAUUAUUUGGAUGAGAGUGUCAAGGAGAAAAUGGAGUUAUUAGAUGAAGGCAAAGCAGUUUUCAGGCUUCGAUCUCGAUUGUGCUCGUCUCUUUAUCCUGUGAAUGCGAAAAUUCGAGAAUUCUUUGCUGAAUAUGACAGAUAUAUCUUACACACAUCUCAUCCUUUGGGGAAUGAACUGUUGGAGGCAAUUGGUGGAUUGAAGCUUGUCGACCCGUCAGACAUGCUACAGUUUCUCCUGCCUACAUUGAACAUGUUACUGCGCAUGAUAGGUGACGGUGGGGAGACACUUCAGGUUGCUGCUUUUCGGGCGAUGGUGACCAUCAUCACAAGCAGGUUGCGACAGGAAAGUCCAGAUGGAGGGGGAGAUCGCAACAAGUACCUGGUUCAAUAUGUUGAUUACUUCUUUGACGAUUUUGGAGGUGUUUUGGAACCUGUCUACCCAGGGCUUUGCAGUGUCUGGCGCAGUCUUGCUCGCAGUAAGGCCAAAGGUUACAGGGUAGGUCCCGUCUAUGACGACGUACUAUCAAUGUCAUGGUUUUUUCUUGAACUCAUUGUGAAGUCUAUGGCACUUGAGCAAGCUCGCAAGUUCUCUGAGAACCUUCCUCCUGGUGAGGAUUUACCACCUCUGCAACUCAAUGACGAGGUCUUGAAAAGCGUUGGUCAGCUCUAUGACUGCUUGCUCACUGAGAUUCACGACUGCUGUAAGAAGGGUCUACCACUCGUAAAACGACUAAACAAUAGCAUUGCAUUUUUCUGCUACGAUCUUCUCUCAGUCAUUGAGCCCAGGCAGGUUUUUGAACUGGUGGCGCUUUACUUUGAUAAGUUCAGUGGUAUCUGUCAAUCUAUGGUGCAUGAGUGCAAGCUCAACUAUCUUCGCAUAAUAUCCGAUCACGACCUCUUUGUAGAGAUGCCUGGUCGGGAACCUUCAGAAAGGAAUUACCUAGCAGCUGUUCUAAUGCAGGAGCUCUUCAUUACUUUCGAGCUUGAGGAUGCCUCUUUGAAACUCAAGGCUGCUCGAACACUUGUUGUUCUAAUGGCCAAGCAUGAAUAUGAUGCUCGAUAUCAAACCUUGGACGACAAAAUGUACAUUGCUCAACGCUAUUUCCCCUUAAUCCUUCACAUUUUGGAGGAAAUGCCUGUUUUUUACAACUUGAACUCUCCAGAGAAGCGCGAGAUUCUGGUGUGUAUGCUUCAAUACCUUCAUCACCUAGACGAUACUACUUUGAUCAAGGCGUGGCAACAAAGCGCAGCCCAAACAAGACUCUUUUUCAAGUUGCUUGAAGAUAGCCAGAAUUUGUUUGAGUACAAGAAGGCUGGAGCUGAUGGUUUAAUGGGUGCCAUGUCUAAAUCUGACCAAGGUGAUGGAGUCAUCCGCUACACGGAAAAGUUGUCACCAUCUGUUAACUUAUUUUUGGCGGAAGCUUCUCGUCACGAUGGUCGGGUAUGCGUUGCUUAUACAUUGAGCAAAGUGUGGUCAAACACUCCAGCUACCUCAGAUAACGGUAGUUAUUUUUGGAAGCGAGUUAGUCCUCAAAUGAGUUCUCCAACGCAAGUGUACAGGGAGAUUUCAACCCAUGGAUUAGGCCUAGGCCCAACCUCUGGAAAAUCGAGUGCACAACUUCGUGCUAGUCUGCAUCCUAUGCUACGACAUAAGCUCGAAAUGUGGGAGGAAAAUCUCAGUGCUUCUGUAACCCUACAGAUCUUGGAAAUUGUUGAAAAGUUUAUGGAUGCUGCAGCAGUUCAUGUGGCAGUAACUGACUAUGUUAAGCUUGACUGUAUCACAACUAUCUUCAUCGGCUUCCUGAGCCGUAGUCAACCCCUACCGUUCUGGAAAGCGUUUCUGCCAGUCUUCAAUUCUCUUUUUAAGAGUCAUGGCUCAAUCUUGAUGACUCGAGAGAACGAUAGGUUUUUAAAACAAGUGGUGUUUCAUCUGCUGCGCCUUGCUGUGUUUAGAAACGAAUCCAUUCGCAAAAUGGCAGUUGUGGGACUUCAGAUUCUUGUUCGCACAUCUUUUUGUUGCUUUCAGAACAUCUCAAGGUUGAGAGUUAUGCUGACUAUCACUCUAUCAGAGUUGAUGUCAGAUGUGCAAGUCACUCAAACAAGAAUGGAUGGCGUGCUGGAAAGGAGUGGUGAAGCCCAGCGCCUUCAGAAUUCUUUAAAGCAAAUGGCUAUGGCUUCUUACAGCGAAGAGUUGUUGCGUGAAUGUGGUCUUCCUGAAGAUACAUUGGAUGCUAAUUUUGACAAUGAAGGCAAAGAGUUCUGGAAUUGGUCAGAAGUGAGCGAUUUGUCGGAGACACUUUUGAAAGCACUUGACGCGGCAACUGAUCAUGCCCUUAUGGCGCCAUCAAUGAUGACAGACAAGUAUUCUACUACUGAAGGAUUUUACUGCCUGGCUUGGGCUUACAAAAAUGUCCCAGAUUUGCAUAUUAUGUGGCUUUUAUAUCUGUGUGAUGCCCAUCAACAAAACCAAUCAUGGGCUGAAGCUGCUCAGUGUGCAGUUGCUGUAGCAGGUGUUAUAAUGCAGGCAAUAGUUGGACAGAAGGACAAUCUUUGGGGUAAAGAUCAUGUGGCUGCUCUUUGCAAGAUUUGCCCUAUGCUCAGAGGUUCUGUUGUUGGAGAGGCAGCGUCUGCUGAAGUGGAGGGCUAUGGAACAUCGAAGUUGACAGUAGAGUCGGCUGUAAAAUACCUGCAAUUAGCUAACAAACUGUUUAUUCAAGCAGAGCUUUUUCACUUUUGUUGCAACAUUCUGGAGCUUAUCAUCCCAGUUUACAAGGCCCGAAGAUCUUAUGGUCAGCUAUCUAAGUGCUACACAUCUCUGUGCAGCAUUUAUGAGGCUUUACAAGAGCAAGAAGCAAGUCCUAUUCCGUUCAAGGAUGCAACAUAUUACAGGGUUGGAUUUUACGGCUCGCAGUUUGGAAAAAUGGACCGCAAAGAGUAUGUCUACAGAGAGGCGCGUGAUGUCCGUUUAGGUGAUGUCAUGCAAGCUAUGGGAACCAUUUAUGAGUCUAAAGUAGUGGAAGGUGGUCAAACACUACAUAUCAUUCCUGAUUCUCGUCAAGUGAGUGAUCAGGAUCUUAAACCUGGAGUAUGCUACUUACAAAUAACAUCAGUCGACCCUGUUCUCGAAGAUGAGGAUCUAGACCUCCGUAAGGAAAGGAAACCUCCCGAGAGUACUUCAAGAGUAACUACGCGAGUCUUUGAUCGUUUCUUAUUUGACACUCCUUUUACCAAGAAUGGACGAACACAGGGAGGGUUAGAAGCCCAGUGGAAGCGUCGAACUAUUUUGCAGACUGAGGGGCCUUUUCCUGCUCUUGUCAAUCGUUUAUUGGUGAUUCAGUCAGAAUCUCGUGAGUUCUCGCCCAUUGAGAAUGCCAUCGGCAUGAUUGAGGGCCGCUACAAGGCUUUAUUAGGUGAACUUGAAGAGCAUGAAAGAAUGGAUGGCGACCAGGCCCCACGAUUGCAGAGCCUGCAGCGAAUAUUGCAAGGAAGCGUAGCUGUUCAGGUAAACAGUGGAGUACUUGGAGUGUGCACUGCGUUCUUGUCAGGGGAGCCAACAACUAAGCUGCGUUUAGAAGAGCUUCACCAACUAAUAUCUGUGUUGAUGGAGUUUAUGGCUGUAUGCAAAAAGGCCAUUCGCGUUCAUUCUAGGUUAAUUGGAGAAGAGGAUCAAGAUUUUCAUUCAAAUCUAGUGAUCGGUUUUCAGUCUCUAAGAGAAGAGCUUUCUCGUUACAUUCCUGCCAUAUUACCCGAACUUUGAGAGCUGGAAGAUCGUUUUGAAUUAUGCCAAAGAAUCGAAGGUAGUUUCGGUGUUCGUUUCGACUGGGUUCCUGGAGGCAGCUAUGUUAGGCAGCUAUCACUUCUUCGAGAGUGAUAUCCUUGAUGAUUUGGAGUAGCCCAUCUCAGGUGACAUGACCCAUCCUUGAGAAUCGACUCGACAUAUCCCUUAACGAGUCGCAGACCAAUUGUCUCUUGUGUGGUUUCGGUAAUCGUAGAAUGAGUUGGCAAGGAACAUAACCUUAAGCUGAUUGUGGCAAUCGGAUGUAAGGAAGUAGACUCUUAGCGAGUAGUUGUGUAGUCCCCCAAUUGCGGGUCUCAAAGAUUUUUAUGUACAUUUGCAGCCCCCUAUUUGGGACCGUGUCAUACUGAUUUGUUGUAAACAAUAGUGAGAUGAUGGCCUAGUUAGCAGGCAACCUGGAAGUUAAGUUCCGAACUAGGAUCUGGAUCCUGCACUUCUUUUCUUAGAAUUUGUUCCUAAGCCACACUUUGCUGUUAUUGAUGUAGUAUACUGCCGAGCA